Osmia lignaria (orchard mason bee) is the source of this 4299-nucleotide messenger RNA. The record is from RefSeq and is a predicted model, not a curated record. Lineage: Eukaryota; Metazoa; Arthropoda; Insecta; Hymenoptera; Megachilidae.
CCUAUUUGUAACUUUUCGUCCGAAGAAUGAUGCAAUGCAAUGAAACGUUGAGGAAUCCACGAAAGAAAAAAAAAAUUAUAGUAACCUAAUUACAAAGUUCGCGUUUACUGGCGGAGACGAAGCAAGAUGUCGCGUUGUAAAUGUCCCAUACCAGAGGACGAUCCUUGUUCCCUGUGCUUCGAGGACAUCACGUCGAAGAUGCAGGAACGACGUUGCGAUCUUCUUGGUAGGCAGAAGUAUUUGAGGGACAAGAUCACGACGAUGGAACGAUCUAUACCGGCGUUAAUAGCGUACAAUAUGUGGACGUGCAAAAAGUGCGAGGAUGCACCGUAUUGCAAGAUUCGCGAGAUCAUGAGAAGGUUCUCACCUUACCCGGACCAAACCGAGAGAUUGCUGGACAACUUGAAGAGAACCGUGAAGGAAUUGAACGGGGAGACGGCGGAGUUGCAUGAGAAGAUUAUUCAAGCGGACGUUAAGUUAGAGGAAACGGAUAUGGAGUUGGAAUCAUUGGAACUCGUGAACAAAGAAAUGAACGACGCUCUGAACGAUCUGCAGAAGGAGGUGCGGAGUUACAAGACUCCGAGCCUUCAUUCCAUACGUUCCGAGGACAUCAUUUGCUUGUCGAAGAUCCGUCAGCUGGCCGAGGAGGAGCUGAGCCUAAAGAAUUGUAUCAAAGAGCUGGAACAGAGGGAAACGAUAUUCAAGGAGCAAAUGGAUCGACUGUUAACAUCCAGAGAAUACCAAAAUGUUUGCGGUAGACGAAAGAUCAACUGUGCUCAGGAUCUAGAAUGCAACGGGAUGAAGAUUUGUUGCGUGCCUAAGAAAUGUUUGAUGCGUUCGUCAAACGAUUUUCGUCCGAAAAAGAAACAAGCACAACAUAAAAGUGACGCGGUAGUUUCUACUUCGGAGCAGAAUAUUAAUGAGAAACCAGAUCAGGAAAUUAAACAGGAAAAAUCCGGGGAUCAGGUAGAGAAAAAAUCCUCGUGGAUGCCGAACUGGUGGAAGAAUAAUGAGAACAAAGUGGAGGAGGUGUCGUCUCAAACAAAAAGUGUUACCUCGUCGAAUCCUGAAAACAACAAAAAUGAAGAGUCUAUCGGUGCAACGCUAUCUAACUCUGAGAAAAAAGAAGAAAAAGCGAUUAACGAUAAACCAUCGAAACAAUCAAAAUCAAAGUUUUCAACCCCGUCUUGUGAACCUUGCGGACAUAUGACGUGCCCUCCAGGGACUUCUACAAAAUUGCCGAACCGUUCUCGUCCGUGCAUUGGUCCCCGAGAGAUUCAAAGUAUGAUGAAAAAAUCCUGCACAGGAAGAAUUUCUUUUUGCAAUAAGAGCUUCCCCAGAAGUUCCCCUUCGAGGAAGGGUUGUUGCGAAUUAUCGUCUUGCCCAAUCAUGGAUCAUGGUAUUCGUAAGUUGUGCAAACCAAUAUUGGUACCGCCCUGUGAUCUUAGAAGCCCGUGUGAAAUUUGUCCUUCGCCUUGCAACGGUUUUCUACACCCCAAAGGAAAUUGCAGGUGUAACUGCAAGGGUAAAUGUGCACUAGGAUUGUCGGAUGCGGAGUGCAAUUGCAGUGAUGCACUGAACGAUUAUCAUCCAACUGGCUCACAGUAUCUAAACACGCACAUGGAGGACAGUAAUAGCGAGGAUGAAUUUUGCGAAUGUUGUUCCUGCGGUUGCGAGGACAGCGAUGCAUCUUUGCCGUGCCAGUGCAACUGACCUAUUGAGAUAUUUUAUAUCAGACCUACGAAUGGAAAAAUUGUUACCGAAGGCUAUAAACGAAGGAGUUUGAAAAAUCUGAAAAAAAUAAGAGAAAAGGAAAGGAACGGUACCUUUGAUCCCCCAAAACUGUACUGCCCUGUUUCAUAAGUGUUUUCUGCGCAUGCGAUUCUCGAUCAUACAUGUGUGCGAUCUUGCAUAAUAAGUUUUAUGUCUUAUACAGAAAGAUUUCUUUGUGUCUGUAUCUCGAUCGUAGUCCCUGGGAUGCCGGUAAAUUCGUUAACGAGAAACGGGCCCUAUGGAAAAUUACAGAGACCGUUACAAACAGCAAGGGACGGUUGAAACCCUUGAUUGUUAAGAAUGAAUGAAUGAAUUACAGAGAAUAACAGUGUACACUCAUAACAGAAAUGGAUUGUUCUUGAAAGUGAUUUUAAUUCACAUUUCGCAGGAGAUUUCGAAUGUACGUUAAUUCUGACAAUGUCAUCUAUGGAUCGAUAAGUUGAUUGUCUUCUGACAUUUUUACGGCUUUCUGAAAACGACGCUCGGUUUCAACGAACUGGUAAACAGAAAAAAAAAACAAGAAAAAACAUAACACUAUGGUUUUAACGUUUGGAAAUAAUAAAAUGAAAAGAAAAAAAUAAAAUUCGGUGUAUACUUGAAACUAUAUUUCAUAUUUUAUAUACAUUUUGACGUUAUUCGCGUCGAUAAUACAUUUAAUUUAAAAUCAAUAAUGUUUAUUGAUCGACAUUCGCAUUCGAAGGAGCUAACCGUUUGAUGUUUGAGGUAGACUAUUUCUUUUCUUCUAAACCGUACAAUGGAUAGAGCGUUCUUCAAUAAUGUUAUUGUGUUAGCAUAUGGAAGAACAAUGAUGGUACUAAAACCUUUCAACGUUUCAAUGAGAACGAUAAUUUUUAUUUUUAUAUACAAUGUAAAGAGCUUCUAAUCAUAGAAAUAUCUUCUAUAUACAUAAUUAAAGAUAUGCGUUCUGAUAAAAAUACACGUGUAUAAUUAGAACAUUCAAAGUAUCAUAUUAUAUAAACCUUGUUCAUAAAGAUCCGAAUAAUUGAUCGGGGGUUUGAUUAAAUUCUAUUUAUCAGAGGAAAAAAAAAGAACUUUAUAAAAAAAUUUUGAAAACACUGCCAGAUGAAUUCAAUUUAUAUAGAAUACUUCUCUUUGUAAUUUAAACAAGUGAUUCUAUGCACGUGUACAACUUUAUCGUUCACUUUAUCUUAAUCUGUUAAAACGUCGAACGAUAUACCCAUACCGUUUUCCGCGAAACAGAUUUAUCGAUUUCGUAAUCGAUAAACGUAAGAACUGCACGAAUAAAACUUCGAACUACAUAAAUAUUAAACUAAAAUCUAUUUAAUGUUCACGAAGCGUUGAAUAACAUUGGAUAAAGAACACGGUGAAAUAAUACAAGGAAAGCCAUAUCCAUCCGUAGUGGAAUAGACAAUAGAUCUUGUUACAGAACCGUUGGUUGUAAACAUCUUUUAAAUUGUAUUCCAUUCCUGAACGAUUUUGUAAACUGUUCGUACCGUUCCUUCUGAAGUAAAUCCGAUCCACUAUGUCCCUUUGAUAAUUGUCUUUCGAAUAUUUCAAGCAGUUGUUUUGAUCAACCACGAUUCUGUUGUUUGAUAUAUUUUUACUAUUUAUCUGUUUAUUAAGUAUAACACCGAUUUUAUCUUUGUAGGAGGACCAGUUCAACGCGUCACCCUCGACCUGCUAGUAUGAUGUCAUUUCAAAACGAAGCGUCGAAAUUUUCCAUGGCGUUCAAUAUAUCCAAUUGAAUAGACAAGGGUCAAACGAGAGCCGAAUUGCAGCGUGGGAUUAUAUAAGUUCAAAGAGGAUAUGCCUUACUAUUUAAUUUACACCGAAACUGAUGAGCUGCUUCCUGCCAUCCGUUCGCGAUGAAACUUUCACUUCUAGAAUGGAACCCAUUUCUAACGAUGAACGCAGAUCAUACUCGCAAUUUAUCGAUAUUAAUUAAAAUGAUCAGCUUAUGUUAUUAAUGCUGCUGUUGAUAAAAAGGAUUUUCGAAGCUCGUACGUGGCUUUAUCCGAGGGCAAAAGAUCAAUUAACACUCUCUUCAAUUUGAUUAAAGGAAAUUCGGUGCACCGGCUUUGUUUCCAGGUUGUCCCAAUGGUGGAACUUUAGCUACUGGAAGCAAACGAGUGAUUUGUUCUAUGCUGAAAUUGCUGACUCCAAUGCUACGAGCUAAUCCUAACUGCACACAUUGUUCCAUUCCUUUCCAAGUUUCAAGAUAGUCCGUGUCUGAUGUUAUAGGAAUACCUUUUUCAUUUUUAGGUAACAAUUCAUCUCCUUCCUAACAAAUGAUUAGAACAUACUGUAUAAAUGUAUGAUGCUUUGGUAAUUUAAUUUCGAUUGGGUGAAUCGUUGAGUUGGAAGUUACCUUAAAAGCAAAUGGCCAGUGAAUUAGAUAGAGAUCCACGUAGCUGAGACCAAGAAGUUCCAAAGAUUUUUUGCAAGUUGGAACAACCAUAUCUUCUUUAUGGGCAUUGUUCCAAAGCUAAAACAAACAUCACUUUUUAAUUCUACGUUUAUUAAAAUUAAAAUUAAUUGAAAUAA